AUGCCACUGAUUAAUGAAAGCCGCCCUGAAGAGUUUAUUCUACUAGGUUUUUCUGACCAACCUUGGCUAGAGCUUCCUCUAUUCGUUAUUCUCCUUAUAACAUAUCCCACAGCCUUACUGGGAAACAUUGCCAUCAUUCUGGUGUCCAGGUUAGACUCUCGUCUUCACAGCCCCAUGUAUUUCUUCCUCGCAAACCUCUCCUUUUUGGACAUGUGUUAUACUACAAGCAUUGUCCCUCAGAUGCUAUUUAACCUGGGAAGCUCUCAGAAGACUAUCAGCUAUAUGGGAUGUGCAGUUCAGCUUUAUUUCUUUCAUACAAUGGGAGGCACAGAAUGUUUGCUAUUGGCUAUUAUGUCAUUCGAUCGCUAUGUGGCCAUCUGCAGACCUCUGCACUACACCCUCAUUAUGAAUCAGUGCAUCUGUAUCCUAUUAGUGUCCACCGUGUGGCUGAGCGGAAUGACCUAUGCUGUCUCAGAAGCCACUGUUACAUUACAGUUACCACUGUGUGGUCUCAAUAAACUGGACCACUUGCUGUGUGAAAUUCCUGUUCUGAUAAAGACUGCCUGUGGUGAAAAGGGUGCUAAUGAGCUCACACUCUCUGUGGUAUGCAUUUUUAUGUUAGCUGUUCCACUAUGCUUAAUUCUUGCCUCCUAUGCUAGUAUUGGGCAUUCUGUAUUUAAGAUAAAAUCUUCUGAAGGAAGGAAAAAGGCCUUUGGGACGUGUUCCUCUCAUCUCAUUGUAGUUUUCUUAUUUUAUGGCCCAGGCAUUAGUAUGUACCUUCUGCCUUCUUCCUCCAUCUCAAGCGACCAGCCCAAGUACAUGGCUCUCUUUUAUGGAGUGGUUACCCCUAUGCUCAACCCCUUCAUCUACACCCUGAGGAAUAAAGAUGUAAAGGGGGCUUUAAGCAACCUGAUGAGGAGCAUUUUCUGUUUCAAAUGA
Molecule: messenger RNA, 939 nt
Organism: Carlito syrichta (Philippine tarsier)
Lineage: Eukaryota; Metazoa; Chordata; Mammalia; Primates; Tarsiidae
Product: olfactory receptor 2B11-like
Exons: 1
Coding region: 1-939 (312 amino acids)
Biological process (GO): G protein-coupled receptor signaling pathway
Cellular component (GO): membrane
Molecular function (GO): G protein-coupled receptor activity; olfactory receptor activity
Source: RefSeq, a predicted model, not a curated record